This is a messenger RNA of Pseudovirgaria hyperparasitica, 1326 nucleotides long. RefSeq lists its product as uncharacterized. Bases 295 to 1197 code for a protein of 300 amino acids. Lineage: Eukaryota; Fungi; Ascomycota; Dothideomycetes; Acrospermales; Acrospermaceae. The transcript has 2 exons. Gene Ontology annotation, molecular function: oxidoreductase activity. The record is from RefSeq and is a predicted model, not a curated record.
AGUAUACGUCGUGUUCGUGUAUACGUCUUUCUGUAAGACCCUGUUGAUCAAGAUUCCCGACGUUUUCGGAUAUCCUCGUUAUACGGUAGCGAAGCGCAGUUGUAGACCUGGUGGCCUUGUUUCUGAUAGAGUCGCGAUAUAUAAGCGUGAUAAAGAAGCCAUGUUCAUGUCGACAUUCACAAUCCACCUUUAUCCUCAUUCACACAACCAAUCUUCUACCCCAAAUCACAGAAUCGACCUUUUGUCCUCAAUCACACAACCAUACCCGCAUCUAUUUCCACUUGUACCUCAAACAUGGCUCCACACAGUACCUCACCCACGACUGAGACUUGGUCACCCCCAAUCAAGACCCCUGUCACUUCUCCUCAAGAUGUUUACACUACCUUAAACUAUACCGAACUCCCUGCCGGCGCCAACGGCCUCGACGUCAUCGGUGAUCAGUCUGGGGUACCAGAAGAUCAACGACGCAUGAAGCAGCGCGACGAUAUCACUGUAGCUAAAGACGUCGUUAUCAAAGACGUGCGCGGAAGAGAGGACGAAUUUAAAUUGGAUGUCCAAGGAUUCCAAUAUGUGAAUCAUUCAAUCGAGGGGGUGACUGACUGGACCGACCCGAAGCAAAUCACGGAAAAAGUUCAGCCAGCCACAGUGGAGUUGGUGAAGAAAUUGACUGGUGCCUCGAAAGUUGUUGUUUAUCUCGAUCGCAACCGGUUCAACCCAAACGAGAAGGGGAGUCAAAUGUCCACGGCACACUCUCCCUCUCAUGGCGUCCACACAGACCUUACACAUGCAUCCUGCCAUUUCACCUUGGCCAAGUCGGUCCCAGAUCCAGCAGAACGGGAUGAGCUCCUCAGCGGCAGAUAUAUCGUCGUCAACGUAUGGCGACCGGUAGUGACAAUCAAGAAAGACCCUCUCACAGUUUGCGACUGGCGCUCCGUCGACCCGGUCAAAGACAUCUACAAUGAUCGUAGAGUUGUGGGCGAUAACGUGAUGGAGUUUGGACUUCCGAUAUACAGUGACAAGCAUGAAUGGUAUUAUCUGAAUGAGCAGAGGCCGGAUGAGCCUUUAGUGUUCAAGCAGCUGGACAGCAACUUGGAGACAAACAUUACAUUGCCGCACUCGGCGUUUGUGGACCCGAAGUAUGUUGACUACCCUCCGAGGCGCAGUAUCGAGAUGAAGUGUUUUGCCUUCUUCGAUUGAGUUCUUCGCGUGCAGGAAUGAAUAGGGGGUGUCAGGAAGGGGUGUCGAUUACGGAUAUGAUCUUCAUGUUAUCUUUACGCAUGUAUUCUCUUGAAUGAUUUUGCUUAGCAUUCCUUGUACUAUAUCGUU